AUGGAUCCCCGCCACAGUGCCCAAGAUGUCGCCCGAUGUGACCUUUGUGAGGACACUAUAGCACAAAACUAUUGUGAUUACUGUCAUGUCAAUCUGUGUAUUCCGUGCGUAGGAAAACAUAUUUCUGAUGGUUAUGACAAACAUAAAGUGGUCCCAAUUCAAAUAAGAAAAUCAACCUUGAUUUAUUCCAAGUGCACAGCACACGAAACAAAGAGAUGUAAAUUUCAAUGUACAAAGUGUAAUAUAUCUGUGUGUUCUUUGUGUAAUAUAUCAGAUAAACAUAAGGGGCAUACCAUUACAAUUCUUUUAGAUAUAUUUCUUUCAAAGAGAGAACUCAUAGAGAAAGAUACUGAAGAAUUAGAAACUAUAAUUUCUCCAACCUAUGAAGAAAUUGCCACUGAUUUGGAAGCUCAGUUAGCUAAUAUUGAUGGAGAAUAUGGAAAACUUACAGAAGCAGUGACAAAACAUGGAAAAGAAUGGCACAAAGAAGUUGAUAACAUUGUAAACAGAAUGAAAACAGAAAUUAAGGAGAUAAAAAAUAAACAUAUGAGCAUUCUGAAGAAACAUUUAAAUGAAAUUAAACAGAUACAGACUCUUAUUAAACGAACACUGCUAAAACUAAUCAGAAUUGAUGAAUCUAAUGAAGUGUCUAUGACUAUGGAAUACAGUUCCAAUAUCAGAGAAUUGAGCACACUUCCUUCCAAAAUUAAGGUAUCACUACCAACAUUCAGUCCAAAGUCAAAAGAUUCAGAACAUCUUUAUAAAUUAUUUGGAUUUUUAACACCAUUAUGCACCACAACAGAAAAAAAUGGUUAUACAUUGAAAAACUCAGAGCAAUCAACUAGAGAACUGCUGGAAGAAUCAGAACUUAUCACCACGAUAAAUACUGGGUUUGAUAACCUCCGUAGUGUCGCCAAUCUCAGUGAAGUAGAAAUCUGGACUAGUGGAAUGGACAGUGAUAUAAAAUGCUUUAUCAAUCAAGGCUCACUUUUUAUGACAAUCAAAACAAAAUCAGGGGAAUGGCCAGGUGAUAUAGCAGUGACAGGUGAGGAGGAUUUAGUGUACUCUGACUGGAAGACAAAGAGUGUGAAUAAAGUGAAGAAUGGACAGACAGAGGAGGUGAUCAGACUACAGGGCUGGAAACCUUUACAACUCUCUGUCACCUCCUCUGGUGAUCUCCUGGUUACCAUGUACAGUGAUGAUAAAACACAAUCUAAAGUUGUCCGUUACUCAGGCUCCACAGAGAAACAAGCAAUCCAGUUUGAUGAUGAGGGUAAACCUCUGUAUUCAGAAAAUAGCAAAAUAAAGUAUAUCAGUGAGAAUAGAAACCAGGAUAUCUGUGUUGCUGACGUAGGUGCUUGUGCUGUGGUAGUGGUCAAUCAAGCAGGAAAACUCAGAUUUAGAUACACUGGUCAUCGUUCUACUACAAAGAUUAAUCUGUUUAAGCCCCGCGGUAUAACAACAGACAGUCAGAGCCAGAUCCUGAUAGCAGACUAUCAUAACCACAAUAUAGACAUCCUAAACCAGGACGGACAGUUUCUUCGUUGUAUAGAUAACUGUGAUCUGAAGGAGCCAUUGGGAUUAUGUGUGGACAAAAAAGACAACUUGUUUGUAGCUGAGUGGUGUGGAAAGCUUAAGAAAAUUAAAUAUCUUAAAUAG
Molecule: messenger RNA, 1659 nt
Organism: Saccostrea cuccullata (small rock oyster)
Lineage: Eukaryota; Metazoa; Mollusca; Bivalvia; Ostreida; Ostreidae
Product: tripartite motif-containing protein 2-like
Exons: 1
Coding region: 1-1659 (552 amino acids)
Biological process (GO): protein polyubiquitination; proteasome-mediated ubiquitin-dependent protein catabolic process
Molecular function (GO): zinc ion binding; protein binding; ubiquitin protein ligase activity
Source: RefSeq, a predicted model, not a curated record